GGCUCUUCUCUGGACGCAGAGAACCCAAGGAGCAUUGAAGCCAUGGGCCGCUACACGGGAAGAAGCAGCCGGCUUCUUUUUAUGUCCAUUGUCACCUUUCUACUGUUUGUGGUAGAAAUGUCAGUAGCAUAUCUGGGCAAUUCUCUUGCGCUAGCCUCUGAUGCCUUUGCAGUCCUGUCCCACCUGAUAUCCAUGAUUAUUGGCUUGCUUGGCGUCCGCUUCAGUCGAAUACGGUGGCAUAAGACCAAUACAUACGGCUUUCUCCGGGCUGAUGUAGUAGGUGCCUUUGGCAAUUCUGUCUUUGCCACUGCCUUGAUGUUCAGCAUCCUGAUUGAAGCUGUGAAGAGGUAUCUUCACCCACAAAAGACCGAACAAGCUCUGUAUGUUCUCAUUGUCGGAAUCGUAGGUCUGCUCUUUAACGUACUAAGUUAUGUUGUCUUCAUGGACUGCUGUUACUGCCAAGGUUCUAUAGACCAAGAUGUGGAAACAGGUUACUUUUCUAAUGAUAGUCCCGUGAUGACUCCUUUUCCUGCUGUAGUGUUUCCAAGUAGGAAGUGGUGGAUUCAUCUCAAAGAACUUUUAAGUUUUCUCAGAACAGAUGCUUAUCAGAGGCUCCUCAAUGAAAAGUCUUGCAGGGAUCAGUAACAGAAGCUUCCUUGAAAACAGAAUUAGCUUUCCACGAAUAUGUCAUGCUUGGUUAGAGAUAUAUCCCACAUUUCCUCUUGAAGCUCAAGGCAGCUCCUUCUAAUUUCCCCCAAUAGGUUGGGCAGAGAACGAUUGGCCCAAAGUCACCCAAUAGGCUCCCAAGAUUGAGGGUGAAGGUGAACCUAGAUUUCUCAAGUCCAGGUCUAACGCUUAACCAAUGUGCCACAAUGCAUACCAUCCCCACACACAUGCCGUAAUUGCACUAGCAUUCUUACCCAUUGUGGUCCUUGCCAGCU
Candoia aspera is the source of this 941-nucleotide messenger RNA. RefSeq names its product calcium/manganese antiporter SLC30A10-like. The coding region runs from base 43 to 645 and encodes 200 amino acids. The record is from RefSeq and is a predicted model, not a curated record. The transcript has 3 exons. Gene Ontology annotation, biological process: zinc ion transmembrane transport; detoxification of zinc ion; intracellular zinc ion homeostasis. Gene Ontology annotation, molecular function: zinc ion transmembrane transporter activity. Lineage: Eukaryota; Metazoa; Chordata; Lepidosauria; Squamata; Candoiidae. Gene Ontology annotation, cellular component: membrane.